This is a messenger RNA of Rhagoletis pomonella (apple maggot), 1061 nucleotides long. It is a transcript of the gene Hsc20, whose product is annotated as iron-sulfur cluster co-chaperone protein HscB. The coding region runs from base 99 to 920 and encodes 273 amino acids. Gene Ontology annotation, biological process: [2Fe-2S] cluster assembly; protein complex oligomerization. Gene Ontology annotation, cellular component: mitochondrion. Gene Ontology annotation, molecular function: ATPase activator activity; protein-folding chaperone binding. The record is from RefSeq and is a predicted model, not a curated record. The transcript has 3 exons. Lineage: Eukaryota; Metazoa; Arthropoda; Insecta; Diptera; Tephritidae.
UCACUUCCUUCAAUUAGAUAAGAGGUCGUUACAAUUAUCGAGUGUGUGGAAGUUUUACUAUUAAUUUACGUCUUUAUAAAUAUUCUAAAGCCUAUGAAAUGCGUCGCUUUGCAAGAGGUCUGCACACCAUCCGAUCAGAAUUAAACAGUAGUGGAGAUUACGCGAGCUUACCAACUUUGGCAAGUUUUUGUUUGGUGCCAAAUUCUGCCGGGGAAAAGAACGAACUUGUGAAAUCUGCGAUUACCCGCGCAGCUGGCUGUGCAGCGAAGUGUAUGGUAACACAACAAGUGCGGAAGUAUGCACCGUCAACUGGAAAAACGUUAAUUGAAAAUGCCUGCUGGAACUGCAAGAGGUCUGGGCGAAAAAAUCAUAUGAUGUGCCAGUUCUGCGGGUAUCUCCAAGAUGUUGAUAUGGACAUAAAUUAUUUUGAGUUGCUAAAUUUUCCAAACAGCUUUUCUUUGGACCAAAAAGAUCUAACACGGCGUUUUCGACAGCUGCAGACCAUAGUGCAUCCGGAUAAAUUCAGUAAUAAAACGUCGCGUGAACAAAACAACUCUGCUGAUUGGAGUGCACUAAUCAAUAAAGCUUACAAAACACUAUCAACUCCAAUAGAGCGGGGUCAAUAUAUUUUAAAGCUGCAAGGAGAACAAAUGCCACAGGACAAUAGCGCCCUAGAUAAGGAAUUUCUCAUGGUAAUGAUGGAGCGCAACGAGGAAGUUGAAGAGGCAAAUACAGGGGAAGAGUUGCAACGUUUAAAUAAAGAUAUUGUACAGGAAUUAAACGCGAGUGCCAUUGAAUUGAGCAACAAAUUUGAAUCGAACGCGUUGAACGAGGCGAAAUCGCUGCUAGUUAAAAUGAAAUAUUUGACGAGUGUGCAGAAGAGUAUUAAAAACAAAAUUCAAAGGCUAAUGGGUGGUUGAGCUCCAAUUACCAAGUUGAGCUCAGCUGUUUUGUUAAAAUUAUAGCUGGAUUCGGCACCUUUGCGCUUUGAAUAUCGUACUAAAAUACUUAAAUAUACAAAUGUUAAUUAAUAAAUGCUUGAUGUUAUAACAAGAAUUCGA